Messenger RNA from Fulmarus glacialis (Northern fulmar), 767 nucleotides. RefSeq names its product calcium-regulated heat stable protein 1-like. Lineage: Eukaryota; Metazoa; Chordata; Aves; Procellariiformes; Procellariidae. Gene Ontology annotation, cellular component: cytoplasm. The transcript is spliced from 3 exons. Gene Ontology annotation, biological process: regulation of mRNA stability. The coding region runs from base 138 to 596 and encodes 152 amino acids. Gene Ontology annotation, molecular function: mRNA 3'-UTR binding. The record is from RefSeq and is a predicted model, not a curated record.
UCCGUGUGUACGCCUGCAGGAAGUGAGUCAUAUUCUUACAAAAUCAUCAGCUGAAGAAUUUGUGACUUUUAUGACAAUUCCCAUUUUGGGCUAACUCAGAUCUCUUCCUCUCUCUAGGUUUUUCUCAGGCAUCAGGAAUGUCUUCUGAGCCCACUUCAUCCACCUCGCAGCAGUCCCCCACUUCUCCACCCUCACCCAGUUCUCUCCAUCUGCCUGAAAACCGCAGGGCGAGAGAUCGCUCCCCAUCGCCCAUGAGAGGGUACCUCAUCCCCAGUCCGCUGCCCACUCGACGGACCAGGACGUUUUCAGCAACUGUGAGAGCAUCGGAGGGUCCCAUCUACAAAGGUGUCUGUAAAUGCUUCUGUCGCUCCAAAGGCCAUGGCUUCAUUACCCCUGCAGAUGGAGGGUCCGACAUCUUCGUACACAUCUCUGAUAUUGAAGGCGAGUACGUUCCCGUGGCAGGUGACGAAGUCACCUACAAGAUGUGCACCAUCCCACCGAAGAACGAGAAGCUUCAGGCAGUGGAGGUGGUGAUUACCCAUCUAGCUCCUGGAACCAAGCACGAGACCUGGUCGGGGCACGUCGUCAGCUCCUGAGACGUCCCGGACAGAACGCGGCCACUGCCUGCGUGGUCACUGCUCAACAACUGGCUGCAGGAGACCUGUCCUAAGAAUAUUCUACGUAUUGUGCGGGAGGAAAUACUGCAUUGUUAAUAAAGCAGAAGUAGGCCAAAAUUACCAUUUUUAUAGCUGGCCUCAAAAAAAAAA